This is a messenger RNA of Cercospora beticola, 2091 nucleotides long. RefSeq names its product translation termination factor eRF1 (gene SUP45). Gene Ontology annotation, biological process: cytoplasmic translational termination. Lineage: Eukaryota; Fungi; Ascomycota; Dothideomycetes; Mycosphaerellales; Mycosphaerellaceae. Gene Ontology annotation, molecular function: translation release factor activity, codon specific; sequence-specific mRNA binding. Gene Ontology annotation, cellular component: translation release factor complex; cytosol. The record is from RefSeq and is a predicted model, not a curated record.
CAACGACACAAUCGCUGCCCAUUUUCUGCCCGGGUCCCAAGACGUCCGCUUUCAGAGUGUCAUCAGGCAGCGCUCCCGUCCUCCCUUUUUCUUCCACCCCUCGCCUGCUCGAGUCAUCGCACCUCCGGACGAGUGCAGCGCACAGCAGCAUUUUGAGAGGGCCCUCGAGAGGAGCGACGUUGCUGCGCUCACCCACCCGCCGCCAUGUCCGCCAACGAUCCCAAGGCCGGCGAGGCCGAGAAGAAUAUCGAGAUGUGGAAGGUCAAGAAAUUGAUCAAACGUCUGGAGCAGGCUCGUGGUAACGGCACAAGCAUGAUCAGCUUGAUCAUCCCGCCCAAGGACCAGGUCUCGCGAGCGGCAAAGAUGUUGGCUGAAGAAUUCGGAACGGCUUCCAACAUCAAGUCGCGCGUCAACCGAUUGUCCGUCCUGUCCGCCAUCACAUCGACACAGCAGCGUCUGAAGCUGUACUCGAAAGUGCCGCCGAACGGCUUGGUGGUGUACUGUGGUGAAAUCAUCACGGCCGAAGGAAAAGAGCGAAAGAUCAACAUCGAUUUCGAGCCUUUCAAACCCAUCAACACUUCGCUAUACCUGUGUGACAACAAGUUCCACACCGAGGCACUGAGCGAGUUGCUCGAGUCCGAUCAGAAAUUUGGCUUCAUCAUCAUGGACGGAAACGGAGCAUUGUUUGGAACACUGGCGGGCAACACAAGAGAUAUCGUCCACAAAUUCUCUGUCGAUCUACCCAAGAAGCACGGCCGAGGAGGACAGUCCGCCCUGCGUUUCGCGCGUCUGCGUGAGGAGAAGCGUCACAACUAUGUCCGAAAGGUCGCCGAGUUGGCUGUACAAAACUUCAUCACCAACGACAAGGUCAACGUGGCCGGUAUCGUCCUUGCUGGAUCUGCUGAUUUCAAGAACGACUUGAACCAGUCUGACCUGUUCGAUCAGCGCCUCCAGGCCAAGGUCAUCAAGGUCGUCGAUGUCUCGUACGGUGGCGAAAAUGGGUUCAACCAGGCCAUCGAACUGGCUGCUGAUACGCUCUCCAACGUCAAGUUCAUCCAGGAGAAGAAGCUCAUCAACCAAUACUUCGACCAAAUCAGCCAAGAUACUGGCAAGGUCUGUUAUGGUAUCGGCGAUACCCUCAAGGCUCUGGAGGCUGGUGCGGCUGAGACUUUGAUCGUAUUCGAGAACUUGGAGUUGACCCGCUGGACGCUCAAGAGCAGCGAGGGCACCGAGGUUAUCCUGCACACGUCCAAGGAGCAGGAGAAGGACCGCUCUAACUUCAUGGACAAAGAUACUGGCCAGGAGAUGGAAGUCGUUGAUCAGAUGCCUUUCUUGGAGUGGCUUGCCGAGAAGUACCGCGAUUUCGGUGCUCAGCUGGAAUUUGUUUCUGAUCGUUCUUCCGAGGGCAACCAGUUCGUGCGCGGAUUUGGUGGAAUUGGCGCCAUUCUGCGCUACGCUCUCAACUUUGAGCAACUCAAUGCCGAUGAUGACGAAGAUGAGUUCUACGAUGAUUGACCCAUACACGACCUCGCAGAAGGCGAGGAGUCACGAACCGCAACGGUCAAGUCCAAUGACGUGACGCUCGCCACGCAGCCAGAGGAGGCUGCAGCUGCUACUGCUCCGGCGGCUUCAAAAGGAGCAGAACCCAAACCAUCAUUCGCGCAGAAAGUGCUGGCUAAGCAAGCUGCUACGGCGAAUAAGCACUUCGGGCACCGACCACAGACUUCCACCCCACUGCGAUCAAGCAUAACAGCUUAAGUCAAUGCAGGUGGAGGUGACACGAGAUCAUGGCGGUUGACGGAGCCAAAUUAGCGCUUUCCACAAACCGAAACGGCUGAUUGGGAAUGAACUAGCCAUGGCAUUCGCUACAAUGUGUAUCUUGGUCCGGUUUCGUGGAGUCCAGAUUGUUGUUGCAGUUUUAGAUCGUCGAACUCAAUACACUCCUUGCCGUACGGAUUCGUGUGCUUUUGGCCGAUGCUCAAGGGUGGGCGGAAGCUUUCUUGGCGCUGCAUCUGCACCUCGCAACAGCGUUCCUGCACUUCACCUAUACAGUUGUCCAAAUUUUGAUACUCCCUUGCAUCUUCCUCAUCG